Messenger RNA from Anopheles nili, 849 nucleotides. RefSeq names its product troponin C-akin-1 protein-like. The record is from RefSeq and is a predicted model, not a curated record. Gene Ontology annotation, molecular function: gamma-glutamylaminecyclotransferase activity. The transcript has a single exon. The coding region runs from base 88 to 567 and encodes 159 amino acids. NCBI's taxonomy places the organism in Eukaryota, Metazoa, Arthropoda, Insecta, Diptera, Culicidae.
CGCGCACUGGCACGUAUCGGUUUUUCUUCAAGUCUUCACAACGCAGGCGGAGAGCUACAACUCGGAACCGGCCCUACGGACGAAAGAAUGGCCCAAAGAGCGCUGCGUCGGGUGUUUGUGUACGGAACGCUGAAACGUGGGGAGCCUAAUCAUCACCUUCUGGCCGACGCAGACAACGGAUACGCCAAGUUCAUCUGCAAGGGUUCGACAAAUCGUCGGUUUCCGCUCAUCGUCGCCACCCGGUACAACAUUCCCUUUCUGCUGGACAAACCCGGCACCGGGAGUUACGUAACGGGCGAAAUCUACGAGGUCGAUGAUCCGCUGUUCGAGCAGCUGGACGUCCUGGAGGACUACCGGAAGCUGUACGAUCGCCAGAUCGAGGACAUCAACGUUGGCAUUGAGGGGGGUAACGUGCCGUGCUGGUUGUACCUGUUGCGGAAUUGUCCCGAUCGGUUGCUAAAGCUGCCAAUGCUGACGGAGUACAAGAACACGCUGGAAAAACCGUACUCGAGGCGGGCACCCGGAAAAGUGAAUAUUUUCGAGGAGCUGCUUAAGGGUGAUGAAUAGCAGAGGGAGCAUCGCCAAGAUGCGGUGAAAAGAUAGGGGCAUUCCUGCUGUGUGCUGUGGAUAAAUGUUGUUCAUUUUACUUGUGGUCCGAUUUGGAAACACCAUUUGUGUACUUAAAAUUAUGCACGGGUUUUUUUUUAUAAUGAUAAUACAACGAAAGUCAAUACUGUGUAAUGUUCCCAGUUUAGGGGUUAAAUAUGCCAUACAAUCCAUGGUUACAUCAAUUGAAUUUUUUCAAUUAUAAAUACAUACUAUAUAAUAAAAAAAGGUUGAUGCCGCCGU